Durusdinium trenchii is the source of this 3909-nucleotide messenger RNA. NCBI's taxonomy places the organism in Eukaryota, Dinophyceae, Suessiales, Symbiodiniaceae. The record is from the annotation of a GenBank genome assembly.
AUGGGGUCGAAUGCUCGUGCAGUCCAUUCAUCCGGCGGAGCAGCCGGUGGUGUGGUGAGUGAAAGCCAAGGAUAUGGAUUGCUACUGACUGGUGCCAUGUUGGCGAGCUUGGACCCCGAUGAUGCGGAUCGGCCAAAGAUCAUGGACUACACCUACGAGAUGUUUUUGGGCUGGCGACGGAUGUGUGAACGUUCCAAGCAAGAUGGCAGCUGUCAGGAGGAUGAAGGAUUUCAAUGCGGAGGAAAGCAGUUUCCAUGCUUGCCACACUGGAAGUUUGAUGAUGAUCUGACCGGAAUCAUUGGCAAGGGUGCGGCCCCGGAUGGAGACGCCGAUGCCCUGGCGGGGAUGCUCUUGGCGGUUCUCUCCUUGGAGCAGUCGAGCGAAGCUCCCGGAUGGCUCGAGGAGGCACCGAUGCUGGCGAGUGUUGGUAGGACGGGCCGUGAGGAGGACGAUGCCAUGGAGCUGUUGGUGGUGGCUUUUUGGGACACUGCCAUGGAGCAAUGGCAAGAAUCAGUUGCAAGCAACCACCGUAUCGUGAAGCUUGGAUCUUGCUGGGGCGGCUGGGGUGGCCAGGGCCAGAACCCCAGCUACCAUGCACCUGGCGUUUACCGGCUUUGCCGCAACUACAUGAAAUCGCAUGAUGUCAAGUACGGUGAGACAGCGCAGGAAGGAGAAAACUUCGAAUCCAGAUGGAACAAGUUGAUUAGUACGACCUACAAGAUGUUUGGUGCUACUCAGUGUGACUCUACUGGCUUGAUUCCCAAUUGGGCCAAGAUCUACGAGGAGGGACAAUCUCUUCGUGCUGAGAUGGGCUUUUCUGGCAGUGGAACUCCAGGGGCAGAGUACGGAUCAGAAGCCUCGCGCGCCGUGUGGCGUGUGGCUUUGGACUUUCUGCUCUUUCCUAACGAGGCGGGCGAAGCAGUUGCGUUCUUGGAUCCGGUGGCCGCGCACCUGGAGACGCGCGAGUCCGGCGGCAGCUGGGCGGAGUCCUUGCGGAUCGACAACAACUGCCUGGUGAACAGCAUUCAUCCCAGCUGGUCCUGGAACAUGUUCAUGGCAGGGCCCACCUUCACGUCGCUGGUGUGUCCCUCCAACUCGGUCGAUGAAGUGCGGCAACAAGCGCUCAUCGACGCGGCGGGCGCGCGCGUGGCCAGCAAGGCCAUCAACGACUACUACUCCGGCAGUUGGGUGGCCAUUAGCACCAUCACUCUGAACGGCGACCUCGUCCGCGCGGCCGAGAACGCCGGGCUCCUGGAAGCCACGCCGACGACGACGACCGGUGGUUCCAGCCACUCGGAGGGCUGCGCAGGGCGAGAUGUUGCUGUGCAACAGCUGGCUACAGCUGCUGCUCGGACCGAACUUCCGGAACGACGCUACGAGAAGGAUCAGUACUGGGCGGGGUGCCGUCAGAGCUGUACACCUGGAGCAGCGAACCCCAACGAUCCCGUGGAUGCCUGGAAGAACUCCGGGACCCGGUUUUUCAGGUCGCUGGCAAAGCCAGAUGCGCAACGUGGUGAAGAGAAGUCUCGGAGCUCUGAGGGGCUGCAACCUUUGAGGGCUGUGAUCAAGAAGUCCAAGCAGCCAGGCCCUGUGAGAUUUGGAUUGGAGGCGCUGUUGGAAUUUCAGAAUUCCUGCACAGAGAUAAAGGAGAUGGGGAUCCAGAAGACAGUGGGCAAGAUCGUGCCUGGAAAGGCGCGAAGGAAGUGGUACCUUUUGGGCCAACGCAUGUCUCCGAAGUGCAUAGUCGCCACAUUGGCCAUCGGUAAUGCGAGAGUGGCACGGGUGCUGGGUGGCCAGAUGGAUCGGCGCUUCCGAAAGUGGGGCGGUGUCAUGUUUCAACGUGGAGGCCUCACACGUGAAAAGCGUGUGGAACAUUUGGCGGCGGAACUGGAUUCCAUGGGCGACGAUGUCGAGGAAUCGGAAGGCUCAGAGUCAGAGGCAGCGGAUGAUCCCAGUGAUACUUUGGCUGUUGAGGCUGAAACGUUGGAGAGCGAUAUGGAGUUGAAACUGCACAUUCUGGGUCUCAACUCAUGCUAUACCCAGUUGAAGAAAGCUCCAGUGACCUUCAGUGGCGGGCUCAAGGUGGAUUCCACAGGGCUCCACAGCUUCACGUGCAUGAGACGUGAAGGAAGUACCCGUGCACGUCAACAGAGCGUGCGUGUUGGUGGCACAAACACCGACAACGAGAUCGCAGUGGAUUUAGAGGCCACAAUCAGCUACACGAACGACGAGGCCACAGCUGAUAGAUCCGAGGCUCAGCAUGACAAGUAUUGCCCAGUGCAGAAGCCUGCGGACAAGCGCUUCCUAAGCGCUGAUGAGCUCCUGACCUCGCAGGUCCUUCCGGUGACCUCAGCGCAAUCAAGGAAGUUUGAUGUGGCAAACGGAGACCAUCCAGUGAAAUACAUUCUAAAGAAUUUGAAAGUCGAGCUGUACGAGCCACUGCACAUUUGGCUUGUGGAGAUUUGCCCAGAGUUGGGGGUGGUCCCGCCACCUUUGCCAGCCACUGCUGAAAUGCAGAGUCUGAGACUCCCAGUUCUUUCGCUGCACUUUCGUGCUCCUUCAGACGGCCUUCCCUUGCUUCAGAGCUGGUUGGAGACCGCUCACGACAUCUUCACUUCAGGGUUUGAAGGAUGGCGGGAGCCAAUCGAAGUUGUAUGCCGAGAGACUUCCCAGCUUGGACAUGAGGUAAAGUUUGCAGCGGUGCUCCCGACAAAGGGAUUGGGAAGGGUAUCCAUCUUACUUUUUGGUAUCUUGUAUACGUUUCUGGAGCUCAAGGACAAGGAUCCCGACAGGUAUCCGAAUCCCGGACGCGACGCAGAAGCUUUCCGCAGGGCCUUCAUGGAAGCCAUUGGCGAGUUCAAUAGCUACGGAUCAGCUUGUCACAGCACACGCUGGCAGAUUGAUGAACAAAUGUCGAAAGAUGUCGAAAUACUCAAACCCUGUGCAGCCUUCAGCAAAGAGACCCUCACUUGCCAGAGAUGGCUUCUAGACGGUGUGGAGACUGGGUGCUGUGCAUUGUGGACCAGCAUACUCACAAUCACAGAGCAGAACCAAGUCCUGUUCUUGAAGAGAGUGUUGUUCUUGCACGCUCUGGCCUUUAGAAGGGCUGGCAAAGCUUGUGUCCCACGCCUGGCGGUUGCCGAUUGGUGUUGUGAGGUGAACAGAAUGUGUCUUGGCUGCUACAUCAUCAGGGAGAUGACGUUUGCCAAGGACCAUGAUGGGAACAGAAUGGACUACAGUUCUGAGUUUGACGAAAUUCUGACCGUCAAGGAUGGUGGUUUCCAAGUCCAUCAUACUUCGAUUUGGCAAGACCACGCACCAUCAUCAGCCAAGCAAACACGCAGUCAGUUUGAUGAGGUGGACAACAAGCUUGUUCUCCUAGACAAGGACGCACGCCAAGCAUCUUGGCAACAGGAUUGCCUCAAGCUCACUCGUGACACUGCUCAACUUGGUCUUCUUUACGAAGCCGAGUGCCAGAAUGAGAGGUCACGUCGCAUGAAGAGGGUACUACACCUCAAGCACCAGAACCAGGUUGGUGCUGCUGUUAUCAGUUCUUUCAUGGAUGGCAACAUGCGACAUGUGGGUGGCCGUACUGGAGAACUGGAACAUGCUUUCAUCAACGACGUCGGCAAAGACAAUGCUGCGCUUGUGGCCUGGAUGGAUGCCACAAAGCUUGGCCGGGUGUCAAAUUCCGACCUCAGCGAUUGUGUCGACCUACUUUCCACAAUAUUGAGUCGCAAGCCGGAGACUUCAGCUGGGAUUGUCAUAGCCCCUCAUCUCAUCUCGGAGAAGGUGGGAAAUGGAUUGCGAGGAGAGCUGAGGACUGAGAGUUGCUGGUUUUUGGAUAUACCGGAUACCAAGAAGUCUUUGGCUUUUGGACCCUCAGGAUGUUGUGUGAAAGAUGCUUAA